Chaetomium fimeti is the source of this 2112-nucleotide messenger RNA. RefSeq lists its product as uncharacterized. Gene Ontology annotation, biological process: regulation of DNA-templated transcription. The coding region runs from base 1 to 2112 and encodes 703 amino acids. Lineage: Eukaryota; Fungi; Ascomycota; Sordariomycetes; Sordariales; Chaetomiaceae. The record is from RefSeq and is a predicted model, not a curated record. Gene Ontology annotation, molecular function: zinc ion binding; DNA-binding transcription factor activity, RNA polymerase II-specific. The transcript is spliced from 3 exons.
AUGUCGCCGUCCUCCAACGGCGACUCACCGCAUUCGGUCACAGCCACCAUGACGACCGCUGCCAGCGCCACCGUGGUUAGGCAGUAUCCAAUGCCGAAUCGGGAUUUCACCGUCGACAUCCCGUCGCCCCAACUAGCCGCCGGUUCCAAUGGCGCGGGCCUGCUCAAGUCGCCAAACUCGCUGAAGGCAGCGCGGGCGGCUUCCAACUUUAGUCGGGAAGGCAUACUCGGCUCGGCCCAGAAAGCCCGGAACCUGUCACAGUCGUCAGAUAACAGGCCAGACGGGGUCCCGAAUGGCAUCCCGAAGUCCACGAGCGAAGAGAGCAUUAAUCCGCUGAAGAGGAGGAACACAGACGCAGCGGUAGAUUAUCCGAGGCGGAGAGCGACCAUUGCCUGCGAAGUGUGCCGCUCGAGAAAGUCGCGAUGCGACGGCACGAAACCGAAAUGCAAGCUCUGCACGGAGCUGGGCGCCGAGUGCAUCUACCGGGAGCCCGGUAUCAAGCUGGACGCCGGCGACAAGCUCAUCCUAGAGCGCCUAAACAGGAUCGAGAACCUCCUCCAGAUGAAUAUGGUGGGCCACGGCAACGGCAUAAGUCUUUCUCACGACUCACCAAAUAUGAGCAACGGCACCGCACUCAGCGGGGACAACCUCAUGAUACGGAACGCGAACAACGAGUUCGUCUCCAUCAUUCCUAGCGGCGGCAUAGGCACCUGGUCCGCGACGGCCACCAACAUAUCAACCAUGCCAAAGGUGCACACAAACGCGGCCCUGCACCUACUGCAAUGGCCGCUCAUCAGAGACUUGGUCUCGCGGCCGUACGACCCUCAAAUCCUGCUCCAGCUCGAGAUGGCCCGCGAGCCGCUGCACUCGCUCGCCAAGACGCCCUGCGUGGACUUGUCUAAUACCAAUGCCUACAUCGAGGCCUACUUUGACCGGGUCAACAUCUGGUACGCCUGCGUCAACCCAUACACGUGGCGGAGCCACUACCGGAUCGCGUUAUCAAACGGUUUCCGAGAAGGGCCAGAGAGUUGCAUCGUGCUCCUCGUCUUGUCUCUCGGGCAAGCGAGUCUGCGGGGGAGCAUAUCAAGGAUCGUUCCGCACGAGGACCCGCCCGGCCUGCAGUAUUUCACCGCUGCUUGGUCGUUGCUCCCCGGCAUGAUGACCUCCAAUAGCGUGCUUGCCGCGCAAUGCCACCUGCUCGCCGCCGCUUACCUCUUCUACCUGGUGAGACCACUGGAGGCAUGGAACCUGCUCUGCACCACGAGCACGAAACUGCAGCUCCUGCUCAUGACGCCGAACCGAGUCCCGACCGACCAGAGAGAGUUGAUCGAGAGAAUCUACUGGAAUUCGCUCCUUUUCGAGAGCGACUUGCUGGCCGAGCUGGAUCUGCCCCACUCGGGCGUUGUCGCGUUCGAAGAGAACGUCGGCCUGCCCUGCGGCUUCGAGGGAGACGAGCAAGAGGCGGUUGGGCGGGACGAGCUGUGGUAUUUCUUGGCCGAGAUCGCGCUGCGGCGGCUCUUGAACCGGGUCAGCCAACUCAUCUACUCCAAGGACUCGAUGGCAUCGACGACCAGUCUCGAGCCGGUCGUCGCCGAACUCGACUUCCAACUAACGCAGUGGUACGAGAGCCUGCCCGUGCCCCUGCAAUUUCCCUUUACGCGCACCAUGCUCCCGGAUCCGGUACAGACGGUGCUGAGGCUACGAUUCUUUGCCUGCCGGACCAUCAUCUACCGGCCGUACAUCCUCGCUGUUCUGGACAACGAGCAGGCCAUAUUGGACCCCGCGGUGCGGGACAGUUGCACUAAGUGCCUAGAAGCCUCCGUCCGGCAAUUGGAGCACAUUGCCGCGCAUCACGCCGGACACAUGCCGUACCUUUGGCAAGGAGCCCUCUCCAUCGUGUCGCAAACCUUGCUCGUCAUGGGCGCCACGAUGUCACCGUCGCUGUCUUCGAUCCUCUGGAGCCUUGUACCCCACCGCGAGGCUAUCGACCAGAUCAUCAACGACGUGGUCAUGGAGAUUGAACGCUUCGCCGUCCUGUCUCCCAGUCUCAGCCUCUCGGCCGAGAUAAUAAAGGAAGCCGAAGUCCGGCGCCGGACCUUCCUGAGCGGUUGA